CCGCCUAACUGUCUCUACCGAAUGCUCACGAUAUAUUAAUCGACUUUAAUGCUCGAGUCGGUGAAGCAUGCGUCGUUCCAGCGCGUUCUAGCGCGGCGUUCUCGGAAGGAGGCGUGACUCCCGCGUUUACUGCUACAUUGUGACGAGCGAAGUCCGUUCAGAUACAGAUCAGAGCAGGCCGACCGACCGAACCGGCUCGACGAGGAGACGGAAGUGAAAGAUGAGUGCAGCUCUCGUGCGCAGACUGAGACCCGCGGUGUUCGUUGCGAGCCGCCCGUGGAGCCCCAGAGCCCCGCGGAUCGAGCCGAGCAGCGCAGCCGCCUCAGAGAGACUCUACAGCGGCCGGAUGGAGUCCCGCGCGCCGCUCUUCAGACAGCUCUUCGAGGCUGAGAGCAGCACGUACACCUACCUGCUGGCCGACGCCGAGAGCCGAGACGCCGUUCUGAUCGACCCGGUGCUGGAGACGGUGGACAGGGACCUGAAGCUCCUCUCUGAACUGGGCCUGACGCUCAAAGUGGCCUUGAACACUCACUGUCACGCCGAUCACAUCACCGGCUCCGGCCUCCUCAAGAAGAAGCUGUUUGGUCUGAAGAGCGCUAUCUCUAAACACAGCGGAGCCGCCGCAGACAUCCAGCUCUCAGACGGAGACAGAGUUCACUUCGGGAAACUCUACGUGACGGUGCGAGAGACGCCGGGACACACGGACGGAUGCGUGACCUACGUGACCGAAGACGAGCGCAUGGCCUUCACCGGAGACGCUCUGCUCAUCCGCGGCUGUGGAAGAACCGACUUCCAGCAAGGUAGUCCUCUCAGACUGUACGAGUCUGUUCAUAAGAAGAUCUUCUCUCUGCCGGGACACUGUUUCAUUUACCCCGCUCACGACUACAAGGGUCAGACCGUGUCCACCGUCGACGAGGAGAAGAAGUUCAAUCCACGGCUGACGAAGACCCUCGACGAGUUCGUGAACAUCAUGAACAACCUCAACCUCCCUAAACCCAAGAAGAUAGAUAUCUCGGUGCCUGCGAACCUGGUGUGUGGACUUCAUGACCUCUGAAAGAGAGCGAACGAACGUUUUAGAUGAUUUUAAUCUUACGCUGUGUGGAUGUGUGAACUACACGCCGUGAUAGUCUUCUCAUUAGUGCACUCUUCUGAUUCAGAGUACAACUACGUUUGAAAAAUGUAUAUUAUAUCCAGAAUAUAAUUCAGCACUUGAACUAAUUAUGGUUUGUUGUAAACCUUUUUCUUUCUUUUUUUUUUUUUUUUG
This is a messenger RNA of Puntigrus tetrazona (Sumatra barb), 1264 nucleotides long. It is a transcript of the gene ethe1, whose product is annotated as ETHE1 persulfide dioxygenase. Gene Ontology annotation, biological process: glutathione metabolic process; hydrogen sulfide metabolic process. The record is from RefSeq and is a predicted model, not a curated record. NCBI's taxonomy places the organism in Eukaryota, Metazoa, Chordata, Actinopteri, Cypriniformes, Cyprinidae. Gene Ontology annotation, molecular function: sulfur dioxygenase activity. The coding region runs from base 221 to 1054 and encodes 277 amino acids. The transcript has 7 exons.